UGCGCGGAUUUCUGAACAAUGAGGACCACCAACACUAAUCUCGAAGCUAGUUUACUUCACACUAACUGGUUUACCUACCCUGAGAAAGCCUUAAACGAAAUGGAAUUGUACUAAACAACAACUAUGGUCUAGAUGAAGCAUGUUCUUCUUCUUUGGACAUAACAUUGGACAUCGCAUAGGCUACCAGUUGAUUCCAUUCUUAGUUCUCGAACAAUCAUGGCACGUUCGGUUUUACUGUUGCAUGGCACAUUUGCUUAUUAAUCAGUUUUGAUGUUUUAUUUUUUUAUGCCAAGCAGUUAUUAUUGGACAAUUUGUAGAAGUGUAGAGUAGUAGAGUGACUGACAUCUGGAAUUGAGGGAAAAACGGUCUCUUCGCAGCGCAUGGACAGGUUGUCAUCGUGAAAUUGGAUUGAAAUUCUACAUUAUCAUAAUUGUUAAAUCUUUCAAUGGGUUUUAGAUAUUGAACUCUAAAACAUAUUCAUUUGUAUUCAGCAUCUUUAAAAAGUUGGCAUGGACCUGAUAUAAAUUGAGGAUAACCAUCACCCAUAGGUUUAUCGCCAAGGGAAAAUGUUUACUCGGUAUUUAUGUUCCAACGGGAAUUUAUUUGACCCAGGACAGGUUCCACAAUUGGACUAAGUUCUACAAUGAAGUUAUGGGACACCUUUACCACCUGUUUCGUGCUGCUGAGCAGCGUACAUACGAGCCCUCUCCGGAACCGACAGUCCACAAAAAGAACACGCGCUUCAGAGAGUCUCCAUGACUUCCCGCCAAUGCAGCUCAGUAUAUUUUCAACCAAAAGUCCAGAAACAGCCGACAGGGAAGAGCGAUCUGUAGAAACACAAUAUAACAUGGUUGAGCUUCAGCCAGAGCAGUUUGAGGAUGUGGUGGAUUUCAUCAAAGUCACCAUCAGUAGACUGAAAAGCUCGCUACACCUGGGCACGGGCUCAAGGAUACGAAUGAAACGAGAGAGAAGGAAAGGAGGGAAGGGAGCAACCAGAGGAAAGGACCAGAGGGAGAGGUCUGGGAUCGGACGAGGGAGAGGGCGAGGGAAAGGGGGCAGAGGACAAGGCUGUCUGCUCAAACAGAUCCACCUGAAUGUGACUGACCUGGGCUUAGGUUAUCAAACCAGCGAGGAAAUGAUCUUCCGGUACUGCAGCGGACCUUGCAGGAACUCGGAAACGAACUACGAUAAAAUCCUCAACAACCUCACCCAAAACAAGAGGCUCCUGCCGGAAACGCCACCUCAUGCUUGCUGUCGACCAGUCGCCUUUGACGAUGACCUGUCCUUCCUGGAUGACCACUUGAUGUACCAUACAAUGAGGAAGCAUUCUGCCCGAAGGUGUGGCUGUGUCUGACCUCCAGCCUCUUGUGUCACUAAGAAGAGAGUCAAUAGUAGUCAAAAGAACAUGGCUUGGAUCAAAACCAAGAUACAUAUUGUAGAGGCCAUCCUGGAUCCAUUAAAGGUACAUGAAAUGAAAGGGCCUACCAAUGCUUUGUGUUGUCGAUAGGAUGAUUUAAGAGGCAUGCCAUACCUCUCCAUUGAUAAUUAUAUCCCACCACUAACUGAUGACUUCAAAAUCAGGAUGAUUACAUCCCACCACUAACUGAUGACUUCAAAAUCAGGACGAUUACAUCCCACCACUAACUGAUGACUUCAAAAUCAGGAUGAUUAUAUCCCACCAAAAUCAGGAUGAUUACAUCCCACCACUAACUGAUGACGUCAAAAUCAGGAUGAUUAUAUCCCACCACUAACUGAUGAUGUCAAAAUCAGGACGAUUACAUCCCACCACUAACUGAUGACUGUCAAAAUCAGGAUGAUUACAUCCCACCACUAACUGAUGACUUCAAAAUCAGGAUGAUUAUAUCCCACCACUAACUGAUGACGUCAAAAUCAUACUGACUCUAUGGAUGGUUUUAGAUACUGACGAUG
This is a messenger RNA of Oncorhynchus gorbuscha (pink salmon), 1929 nucleotides long. It is a transcript of the gene gdnfb, whose product is annotated as glial cell derived neurotrophic factor b. NCBI's taxonomy places the organism in Eukaryota, Metazoa, Chordata, Actinopteri, Salmoniformes, Salmonidae. The record is from RefSeq and is a predicted model, not a curated record. Gene Ontology annotation, molecular function: receptor tyrosine kinase binding; glial cell-derived neurotrophic factor receptor binding; growth factor activity. Bases 644 to 1354 code for a protein of 236 amino acids. The transcript is spliced from 2 exons. Gene Ontology annotation, biological process: peripheral nervous system development; positive regulation of branching involved in ureteric bud morphogenesis; negative regulation of neuron apoptotic process.